GUUCAACCUCCCCAUGGCAGAGGAUGAGCUUAGCCCAGUGGCUGAGCCGGCUGAGCCCCUUUCCAAGUCUGAUGAAGCAGAGGAAGCGGUAGUGGUGGAGGUGAAGCGGUACAGAUCACCUGCAGAUCCACAGCAUUUGCAAGUCUUGGCCAGACGGUAUCCGGACUGCUUUAAAAUCAGUGCGGCAGAAGACAGAGCCAUUUCUGGCACACAGCUUUUCGAAGUGCUGAACUAUGCACUAGCUGAGUGCACAACCUGGCAAGAUGCGGAUGGGCCAACACUCGCAAUAGCUAGCCUCAACCACUACGAUGUCGUGAAGUGGGUGGUGAAACCUUCUUCAGACAAAAGGCAAUGCUCCUUCGUUGAGCUCGUGGCGAGACACGCCCAACCUUCUGAAUUCUAUGUGACACACUACUUUGGUCAACCUGUGCGGGACAUGUUGGAAUGUGUUCAGCUUCAGUUGCGAACUCGACAGUUGGGGGAGGACACUUUGUUUUGGAUUUGGGCCUAUGCUCAUCAACCAGAUGAGAGCUUCGUCCCUGAUGUUUUGCACGCUUCUGAUGCUUUCCAGGCAUUAAAAAAAUCGAGCGGAAUUCUGCUCCCAUUGGGUGCCACUUCUGUACCGUUCAGUCGGACGUGGUGCUUGCUGGAAGUCAUGCUGGGUGUACUGGAGCUUCAGAUCCCCCUGGACAUUGUAGCGUUUGCUUUGGAUGGCCCGAUCUUAUUGACUCAGAAUCUGACUGAAGUGGAAUCCAGAAUGGAAAGCAAGUUUGCCGGCACUGGCUUCCGUCAAAAGAAUCAUCGGGAACAGUCUUUCCCUGCCGAUAUUUUGGUCGCUGCACUGGACGUCAGCCUUGAAAGAUCAGACGCAGUGAGCAAGAUGGAUCGUAACCGUUUGCUGCACAAGUUCCUCGAAGAGGCAGGCGUUGAAGUGGCGGCAGUUCCAUUGAACCGUCAGUUUGAAAAGGCCAAUGUCAAGCUGCGCGGGCUCUUUGCGUCUAUGAUGUGGCUUCCAAUCGUGGAAUCUGACAAACUUCCUCGGAACACCGUUGUUGAAUGCAUCAAAGCCAAUGUCUCAAAGGACUUUUUGACGGUGAACCUCUGCGCCUCCAAGGUGGAUGAUACCCACUUGUCUCUCCUGGCCCGGUGCAUGCACAAGAACCUCACUCGAGUUGAUUUAAACUUUUGGAUGUGCCCGCGCCUAACCGGCAAAGGUGUGGAAGACUUGGCGCGGCAGAUGCCAUCUAAACUCAAGACCUUGAAGUUAAACUUCAAGCUGUCUGGAGUUGGUCAGGGUGGUGUGGAUGCGCUAGCUUCUUUCCCUGAGAGCCUCACCUCUUUGUUCUUGAACUUCAGCUACAACUCGGAAAUCCGAAGUCUGGCGAGCAUUUGCCAGUCGAUCCGGGCCUUAGCUCAAAGCUCGCUGAAGCUUCUAGACUUGGACAUCUCUGGAGUGGAGAAGAUCGGCGACAAGAGCAUGAUGUUAUUGGCGGAGGCGCUGGAAAUUAGCAGAAUUAAGAAUCUCUUCUUAUCGUUCCGUUCCUGCAGAGCGCUAAGCGAUGUGGGGGUGCAAGCCAUUGUGAAUGCAUUACCCAGCAGCGUGACAUUGUUGAAGAUGGAUUUGGGCGAUUGCGAGAUUUCAGAUGCAAGUGUGGAUGCGUUGUCCAGCCAACUGCAGCACAUGCAACACCUUGGCGUCAUCCAAGUGAAUUUGCAUGGCUGCAAGGAAGUUACCGAAACAUCAAUAUCCCGCUUUGUUGGGAAGCUGCCAUGGACCCUGCGCGGUGCCAAGCUUGACCUGAGUGACACAUGCCUGCCAAAGGACAUCCAGAGGAUUUGCAGGCGGUUGACUACAAUGCGCUCAUGGAUGCCCUCGAAGCCCCAAAGCCAGAUCAAGAAUCCAACCUCGACCAAUUUUGUCCAACUUGAACCCGAAAAAGUUGGCCUUGAGCUGCAGAGCGUUGAUUUGUUCCUCCACCGAGGUGUUGUCCAAAAUGUCUCCCCCCCUGCUGUCAAAGUCACAGGGAAAAAACUUUCGUGGCUGGAGACUCUAUGCCCUUCCACUGAUGAGGAAGUGAAGCGUAUGAGUCGAACAUUUAGCGAGCCACACAUCCGACAAUUCAAGCCCCUCCUGCCGUUUGUAGUGCACCCAGCAAGGGGAUGUGCUAUAUCUUCAAUGGCAAGACCUGAGUGCAUGUAUUCCAGACCUCGUACUUCCCACAACGGCAAGUCAGAGCCAAUCUGGUAUCCUUAAUGCAUUAAGACAUUUAAGACAUCUCAAGACCACAAAAGCUCCUCAGCAUCUACGCCAAUUAGGCAUUUGUGCAUUUUGUACAAACUCUAGGGAUGCGUUGCUUGACCUUCAAAAGGACUCAAGAGCAUCCACCGGAGGAACUUGUGGAAACGAAUAUCCCUCCAACCGCCAUUUUCCACCCCUUUGCGAUGUUCUAGUCAGUGAAGUUGAUAGUGUGGAAGGAGGAAAGGCUGAGAGAACG
This is a messenger RNA of Cladocopium goreaui, 2495 nucleotides long. The record is from the annotation of a GenBank genome assembly. Lineage: Eukaryota; Dinophyceae; Suessiales; Symbiodiniaceae.